AUGUAUGUUUUCGGUGGACGAUUUGAUCGUAUUGGACCUCAACAAACAACACAAAAUAUUUAUGAUGAUCGUCUCUAUGUUUUUAAUCCCGACGAUGCUUCAUGGUCAUUGAUUACAGCAAAUAGAGAAAUACCAUGUGGAAGAAGAUCACAUUCAGCUUGUUUGUUUUCAUUUUUCGAUAUAUUAUAUUUUUUUGAUUAUUUUAAAUGUAAUAUUCUAGUUGUUCAUCAUGGAAAAUUGUAUAUGUUUAGUGGUUAUAAUAAUGUAAUGGGUUUACAUUUUAAUGGUUUAUAUGAAUUUAAUCCACUAACAUUAUUAUGGCGUCGUAUAAAACCUCAUGGUAUUUCAAAUCCUGUUCCUCGUCGACGACAAUGUUGUCUUGUGAUUGAUGAUCGAAUGUAUAUGUUUGGCGGAACAAGCCCAAUAUCAACAUCAACGUUUGCAAACCAUUCACAUGAAAUGCAAGAUGUUGAUGCUCGUAGAACAAUACUUUAUGAUCAAAGUGAUCUCUAUGUAUUGGAUUUUACUCCAACAUUAAGAACAUUAUGUUUAUUUUUACUUGCACAACGAAAAAUCAACGUAAAUAUUCUUCCGAAAAAGCUUCAUCAAGAAUAUCAACUAUUUACACAAUCAAAUAUAAUUCGACAGCGUUCAACAGGAGAAACUAGUGGAUAA
Rotaria socialis is the source of this 675-nucleotide messenger RNA. NCBI's taxonomy places the organism in Eukaryota, Metazoa, Rotifera, Eurotatoria, Philodinida, Philodinidae. The record is from the annotation of a GenBank genome assembly.